This is a messenger RNA of Exserohilum turcica Et28A, 1464 nucleotides long. RefSeq lists its product as uncharacterized. The record is from RefSeq and is a predicted model, not a curated record. Gene Ontology annotation, biological process: cytoplasm to vacuole targeting by the Cvt pathway; intra-Golgi vesicle-mediated transport. The transcript has a single exon. The coding region runs from base 1 to 1464 and encodes 487 amino acids. Gene Ontology annotation, cellular component: COG complex. NCBI's taxonomy places the organism in Eukaryota, Fungi, Ascomycota, Dothideomycetes, Pleosporales, Pleosporaceae.
AUGGCAGACCCCCUCUACGAGCUGCUCAUCCCCUACUUUGACGCCCGCGAUGCCGCCCCCGACGCCGCCCCCGACGCCGCCGUCGCCAACGCCUACCUCGCCCGCCUCACCACGCUGCCCUUGGACGCCCUCGGCUCCUCCGAGCAGCAGUCGCUGUCCCAGAGCUCGCAGGCCAUUCUGCGCGCCCUCCAGGCUCUCUCCAAGCGAUCGCACAGGCCCAUCAUAUCCUCGACCGACCACCUGCGGCACCUCGCCCGCACCCUCCCCCACAUAGGCCACCAUGUCGCGACCGUCCACGCCGAGCUGCCCCAACUCGAGACGGCCGCGCAAAACUUCUCGCAAAAGUACGCCAGGGGCGCUGAGAAUGCCAUCCUCGACCGGCGGAGAAAGGCCAUGCUGCUGUCGCGGAACAUGGACCGCGUCGCUGAUGUGCUCGAUCUCCCCACUCUCCUCUCGUCCGCCAUAAGCUCCUCGACAGCUGCCACGCACACGGCCGCCUCGGCCGCCACGGCCAACGCAAGCUAUGCCUCGGCCCUGGAUCUCCACGCCCACAUCAAGCGCCUACACGCCCUGUACCCCAACUCGCCACUCGUGUCCUCGCUCACGAUGCAGGCCGAGCACGAGAUGAAGACCAUGACCACCAACCUCAUCACGUCUCUCCAGACACAGGGAAUCAAGCUGGCCGGUGCCAUGCGCACAAUUGGCUGGCUCCGACGCGUGGCGCCCGAGCUGGACGAAUCAUGGUCUACCAAGCAAGCGGCCAUUGGCAGCGGCGAGGGCACGCUGGGUGCUCUGUUUCUUGUAUGCAGGCUGCUAUGUCUCGAGUCCAUACUCGAGGCCCUCUCCCCGCUGCGCGACCUCGCCGACCAAGAAACCUCGAAGCGCCUAAGCAACCCCGCCAAAGCCCUAGACAGCGGCUGGGCCGCCGGCCAGCAAACAGAAAAGUACUUGAAAAAGUACCUCGAGGUCUUCCGAGAACAGAGUUUUGCAAUAAUAUCCAUGUACAAAAGCAUCUUCCCUUCUGCGCUUCCCGCUCCAGGCUCGGACGACGCUCCGCCUCCCGUAAAGCCAGCUGAUACAUCCAAUCCCCUCCAACCCAUACCCUCUGCUCUCGCCACAUUUCCCCUGCACCUUGUAGAAAUGCUUUUCGACACGCUGCGAACCUAUCUCCCCAACGUGCAAGACCGCUCAGCCCGGGACUCGCUCCUCACACAAGUCCUGUACUGUGCUGGUUCGCUCGGCAGGCUCGGUGCCGACUUUGGCAUGAUGAUUGCGCUGCUAGAAGAGGAUUUGCGCGCAGAACUCCAAGCAGCGGACGGCGAGGACACCACUGAAGAAGACGUCGAAGAAGAAUGGGUCGACGUCAUGAAGAAACACCGUGUCCAAGCCUCCAGGCUGGAGCUGCUGGCUUCGGGUGUAGGCACAGGUAGAACAGCCAGUCCGGCCAGGCCAGUAGCUGCUUGA